Molecule: messenger RNA, 7198 nt
Organism: Aspergillus sclerotioniger CBS 115572
Lineage: Eukaryota; Fungi; Ascomycota; Eurotiomycetes; Eurotiales; Aspergillaceae
Product: putative polyketide synthase
Exons: 1
Coding region: 115-7074 (2319 amino acids)
Biological process (GO): fatty acid biosynthetic process; secondary metabolite biosynthetic process
Molecular function (GO): phosphopantetheine binding; 3-oxoacyl-[acyl-carrier-protein] synthase activity; fatty acid synthase activity
Source: RefSeq, a predicted model, not a curated record
CUUUACGAUCUCACAUCCUUUCCUUAUUAGAUUAAUAGCCCACGCGACUGGACGCUCAAUCGUGCACUAUUGUUUCUCGUUUUUAAUAGUCGCCCCUCACACCACGCCGCAACAAUGACUCUCUCCGCUCUACCUACCACAUCCAACAUCCGUGAAGCGACGAGCUUUAUUUUCGGAGGACACAUUGGGCCACAAAGCAAAAACUCGUUGGAGAAACAGGUCCGCCAGAUCGUGGACGGACCAAAUGGAUCAUGGAUACUGCAGACCUUGGCCGGCUUGCCAAGGUACUGGGAAGUCGUGACCGAAAAGAUCCCCGAACUGGCCAGCGCAAUGCAGGGUGCUCGUCUGAUGGCCGAUCUCGAGUCGUGGUUUCGACAUGGCCCAGCUUCCGUGGAGUCGCUGGCCCCCGACGAGGAGAUCCCAGACCUGUGGAUCGGAGUUGUGAUGGUUGCCAUUCAGCUCGAUCAGUACUGGCGCUAUCUGGAGUUUCGAUUCAACCGCCCCACUAAACAAGAGGUGGGAGAUCUACAGGCAGAGCUGGUGAAGCAGCAGCAGCAACACCAGCCUGGAGGAAGCAACAAGGUCGAGACCGUGGGGUUCUGUGCUGGCAUGAUCGCCGCCGUCGCCGUCGCCAGUUCCCGCAACCGACAGGAAUUUGAAAGGUACGGUGCCGCCGCAUUACGCAUCGGGGCGCUGAUGGCGGCCCUGGUGGGAGCCACCGAGGAGUGGACCAAGGGAGUCGGGAAAGGCCGGUCCGUCUCCUUGGCUACCGCAUGGAGAACCGCCAAGCAAGGCGAGGAUCUAACGCGUAUCGUCUCGAAAUUGGCUCCAGAUGCCUACAUCUCGGUCCUCUUUGACGAGUCCCGAGCUACCGUGACGGCGUCGGAGCGCCUGGCGCCCAAGGUGGUUCGGCAGCUUCGGGCCGCUGGCGUCACGGCCAUUCCCCUGGCCUUCAAGGGCCAGCUGCACACCCCCACGGCCGAGCGAUCCCGCCACACUGAAGCCUUGAUCGAAGUGUGCCAUUCGAUGCCGGAGUUGAAGUUUCCUGAUGCAGCCCAGCUGGCCUUGCCCACUUACCUCGACCACCCCGAGGGGAAACAAGUAUCUGGGGAAGAAGUGGAUUUGGUGGCGAUGGUGCUGCGCUCGAUCCUGGCAAAUCAGUUGAACUGGACCAGCACCGUGUCGAAGUUGGCGGCGAACAAAGAGGACACCUCCCUCAUUGCCUUUGGACUCGACCGCCCUCUGCCGCCCACCAUUUUGCGCGCCUUCGGUUCCAAGCAAGUGCACUUCGAGGAUGUCGAGGAGGACAUCAACAAGUCAAUUGUGCCCCCGCCCCAAGAAAGGCCAAAGAAUGACCCAGUGAUCGAACCAGUUCAGAUCGCAGAACCGACGACACCCAGUGUUCAGCCAGAAGACGAUUUCGAAGACGUGGUUGCCAUCGUGGGCAUGUCUCUCAAGGUGGCGGGCGGCCAGGACCUGGAAAAGUUUGAACAGAUGCUCAAAACCGGCGAGUCGCAGCACGAGGUCAUCACACGCGAGCGGAUGACACCUGACAUGUUGUUCCGCGACAAUAAUGCCGACCCCGACCGGAAGUGGUAUGGUAAUUUCAUGCGCGACGCGGACGCUUUCGAUCACAAGUUCUUCAAGAAGAGCCCGCGCGAAUCGAUGGCGAUCGACCCGCAGGGCCGCCUGUCGCUGGAAGCUGCUUACCAGGCGCUCGAACAGUCCGGCUAUUUUAACGAGAUGGCCACGGUCAGCCCGGCGGAGCAGGAAAGACGCAAGCACAUUGGUGUUUACGUCGGCCUCUGCUCGUACGAGUACGAUGUCAACAUCCACUGCCACCCGACCAGCGCCUUCACGGGCACAGGCGAGCUCAGAAGCUUCAUCCCCGGCAGAGUGUCGCAUUACUUCGGAUGGACGGGACCAUCGUUGACGUUUGAUACUGCAUGCUCGUCAUCGACGACGGCCCUUCACAUGGCCUGCCGGGAUCUGCUGUCCGGCGAAGUUCCGGCAGCGCUCUGCGGUGGCGUCAAUGUCUUGACCAACCUGCAAUGGACCCAAAACCUCGCCGCCGGCAGCUUCAUCAGCCCGACGGGCCAGUGUAAGCCCUUCGACUCGGAUGCCGAUGGUUACUGCCGCGGUGACGGCAUCGCCUACGUCUUCCUGAAGAAGCUGUCAACCGCUGUAGCCGACGGUAACCAGAUCCUGGGAACCAUCCGCUCGACGGGGAUCAAUCAGAACCUCAACACCACGCCACUGUUUGUACCCAACGUCCCUUCACUAUCGACCCUCUUCAACCAGGUGAUCUGCAAAGCUCGCGUCGACCCCCGGGACAUUUCGCUGGUCGAGUGUCAUGGCACUGGCACCCCCGUCGGGGACCCCGCUGAGUGGGAAAGCAUUCGUAACGCGGUGGGUGGUUCUCGGCGUGAUACAGUGCUACCCGUUGGCUCAGCCAAGGGCCAUGUCGGCCAUACUGAAGGCGCGUCCGGUCUGGUAUCCCUCAUCAAGGUGCUUCUGAUGAUGCGAGGCAAUUUCAUACCUCCCCAAGCGAGUUUCAAGAGCAUGAAUCCCUAUAUCCAUGCGCAGCCGUCCGACAACAUGGAGGUGGUCACGUCGUUGCGGUCCUGGCCAGGGGACCGGAAGCUGGCUCUGAUCAACAACUACGGUGCCUGCGGAUCCAAUUCGAGUGUGGUGGUGGCUCACUCGGCUCACAAGCCUUCCAAACCCUUCGUGGCCGGAUCGUCGUCUCGAUUGCCCUUCUGGAUCUCGGGCCUGGAUGUCCGCAGCAUUGCGGAAUACAGCGCCGCGCUCGCUCCCUAUCUCCGCUCACACGCUGGACCCGAAGAUGGUCAAGCUAAGCUCGCGGAUGUAUCGUUCAACAUGAAAUGGCAAUCCAACCCCGGCUUGCCUCAAGGGUUGAUCUUCAGUUGCAGUUCAUUGGAAGAGCUACAGGACAAGCUUGCGAAGGCAGCCGCGGCCACCAAGGACACCGCUACGACCGUCGGCAUUGCACCAGUGAAGCCGGAGCGGCCUGUCGUUCUGUGCUUUGGAGGCCAGGUUUCGACCUUCGUUGGCCUCGAUCGCGCCGUAUACGAAGGUGCAGCAGUGUUGCGGCAGCAUUUGGAUAACUGCGAUGCUGCCAUCAAAUCUCAAGGCCUCGACAGUAUCUACCCCGAUAUUUUCUCCUCCGAGCCUUAUCAGGACGUAGUCAAGCUCCAGACCGCGCUCUUUGCGAUGCAGUAUGCCUCGGCCAAGAGUUGGAUCGACUGUGGACUCGCCGACAAGGUAGUAUCCGUUGUGGGCCACAGCUUUGGUGAGAUUACAGCACUAUGUGUCGCGGGCGUGCUGAGUCUGGAAGACACCGUCAAAAUGAUUGCGGGUCGGGCUAGGCUGGUGCAGAGCGCUUGGGGACCUGAUUCGGGCGCCAUGAUGGCCAUCGAGGCUGACGAAGCAAUUGUCCAUGACCUCCUGAAGGAGUCGAACCUCGGAUCUGACGGAUCAGCGGCCAUCGCCUGCUAUAACGGUCCUCGCAGCUUCACGGUCGCCGGAUCGACAUCAGCCAUCGACGCAUUUGCUGCCACGUUGGCUGGAAAGGGCAGCGCGGUGGAGGGCGUCAAGAGUAAACGCCUCAACGUCACCAAUGCUUUCCAUUCAGCACUGGUCGAUAACAUCGUCGACCGCCUUGGGGAGGUCGGCAAAGAAGUGACAUUCCACGAGUUCGUCAUUCCGAUCGAGCGUGCCACCAAGCAUGGCGACCCAGCCCGACUGGACUGGACCUUUGUUGGAUCCCAUAUGCGCCAGCCGGUCUUCUUCAAUCACGCCGUCCAACGGCUCGCAAAGAAGCACCCUCAGGCCAUCUUCUUGGAGGCAGGUUCCAAUUCGACCAUCACCGUCAUGGCAUCACGCGCACUAGCUCAAACGGCGGCGAUGCAUUCGGAUUCGCUCCAUUUUCAAUCCGUGUCGAUCACCAACACCAAGAAGGGCAUUGACAGGCUCACCGAUGCCACGGUCGAUCUGUGGAAACAGGGCCUACGUGUGUCUUUCUGGGCCCACCACCGGGUACAGACGGGCGAGUAUGCGCAGCUCCUCCUGCCGCCGUACCAGUUCGAGAAGACGCGCCAUUGGCUCGAGCUCAAGUCGCCUAUCGAGCAGGCUCUCAAGGUCGCCCAAAACAUGACCGCAAGUAAUGGCCUGCUGCUGGCGGCGGGAUCGGCACAGCAAGCACAAGUCGACCCGAAGACCCUGGAUCUAUGGACUUUUGUCGGCUUCCAGGAUCACAAGACUGCCAGCACCAAGAAGAAGGCCAAGGUCGCUCGGUUCCGUAUCAACACGGCCUCGGACAAGUACCAGCGUCUGUUCGCGACCCACGUUAUCGCGAAGACGGCACCCAUUGCUCCAGCCACGCUGGAGAUCGACAUGGCCAUCGAGACUCUUUUCAGCCUGAAUCCGGAAUGGAGACCGAAUGGCUUCUUGCCGAUCGUGCGCGAUAUGCUCAGCCAUUCGCCGAUCUGUGCCGACUCGACCCGCGAAUACUACAUCGACCUCGAGCCGCUCAACAAAGCCGAAACCGAGUGGUCCUGGACCAUCCACAGCGUCAGCGCUUCCUCUGCCGAUGACAAGCACGCCGAGGGCCGCAUCGACAUGCGCUCGCCAUCCGACCCGGCCGUUCUUCAAGAAUUCGGACGCUGGGAGCGCGUGGUCAAUUACGCGCAGUGCCAAGCCGUUCUGGCGUUGGGACCGAACGAUGAGGGUGUGGAGGCACUCCAAGGCCGUAACGUGUACCGAGCCUUUGAGGAAGUGGUCGACUUCGGCUCCGUGUACCACGGCGUGCGGUCUGUGGUGGGCCGUGACUGCGGCGAGAGCGCGGGUGUAGUGCACAAGCGCCACACAGGUGACACCUGGCUUGAUGUCCCUAAGGCCGACUCGUACGGCCAAGUGGCGGGAAUGUACGUCAAUCUGUUGACGGAUAUCCCCACGAGCGAUAUGUUUGUUGCCACAGGUCUUGAGCUCGUGAUGCGCUCGCCCAAGGUUCAGACUGUUACUGAUGGCCAAGAGAAUGGCCCCAGUGUCUGGCACGUGCUCGCUCUCCACGCGCGCCAGAACGAAAAGGCCUAUGUGACGGAUGUCUUCAUCUUCGAUGCCUCGACGGGUGCCCUGGCCGAGGUCAUCCUGGGUCUGAAAUACGUCCGCAUUCCCAAGGCAACCAUGAGCAAGAUCCUGGCGCGGGUGACCACUGAUAAGUCAUUUGUCAGAAGCACCGCCGCGUCUCUGCCGUCAUCUGCCCGACCUGCUGGCAGCGUUGACCAGCCAGUCAAUGCCGCUCCAACAGACUUCAAACCGGCGCCGGCCCAAUCCCGCCCGAAGACCAAAAAGACCACAAUCAAAAAGGCGAAGCCGGCUAGUGGGCCGCGCGACAUCACAAAUGAGGUGCGCGAUGUGGUCGCCAGCGUUUCCGGGAUUGAGGCCAGCGAGAUGAGCCUCGACAGCGAGAUGGCGGACCUGGGUAUUGAUUCGUUGAUGGGCAUGGAGCUGGCGCGCGAGAUCGAGAAUACCUUCCAUUGCACACUUGACCGCAACGAGACGAUGGUCGCCACCAGUCUUCGCGAGUUUGUUGCAUGCGUGUCGAAUGCUUUGGCGAGGGCUGGAGAUGGGAAGAAUGUGGAAGAAGAGAAUGACACGGAGGGCGAUGAUGUGUUCUCAGACUCGGAGGAUGAAGACACAACCUCUGAUAUCUCCACUCCGGAUGACGCCUCGGACUUUAGCAGCAAGAGUCAGGAUUCGGUGAGUAAGUCACCUGUCCCAGCGGCGAAGGUAAUUAAUCGGGGUGAUGUAGCAGCCCGUGAAGCCGAGGCACUACGCCUAGUGGCAGCCUACACGACCGGCUGGGAGUCGGCCGCCCUUGAGGCUGCAGCGAAGGGUUCGAUCAGCACCCGUCCCAGUGCCGGAGCGGUGGUUGUCGUGACUGGCGCUUCAGGUAGCCUGGGGUCGCACAUUGUGCAAGCCCUUGCCGAGCGGCCGGAUGUCGCAACUGUCGUUUGCAUAAACCGCCCUAUUAGUGACGUCCCCGCCGACAAGCGACAGGCCGAGGCGCUAUCUUCUCGAGGCAUCGAGCUGUCUCAAGCCGCACGCGAGAAGUUGCGGGUAUACGGCACCGACACCUCCAAGCCACGGCUCGGUCUAUCAGACCAGGAGUACACCUGGCUGGCUCAGUGCGGCACCCACAUCAUCCACAACGCAUGGCCCAUGAGCGCCACGCGGCCACUCAAAGCCUUUGAGCCCCAGAUCAAGGUGAUGCGGAACUUGCUAAAUCUGGCACACGACAUGGCAACCGGCAUCGAGCCGCGCAGGGUCGGAUUUCAAUUCAUCUCCUCGAUCGGCGUGACCGGCUUCUCUGCCGAGUCCCACGUGCUCGAGCAGCCCAUGGCAAUGGCUGCGGUGAUGCCUAGUGGCUACAACGAGGGCAAAUGGGUAUGCGAGCGCAUGCUCACGGAGACGCUCCGCCGUCACCCGCGUCUCUUCCGGGCCAUGGUGGCGCGGCCUGGCCAGAUCUCCGGAUCAACCACCAGUGGCUUCUGGAACCCUGUCGAGCAUUUUGCCUUCGUGGUGAAAAGCGCUCAGGCCCUCAAGGCACUGCCCGAUCUGGGAGGUGUGCUGCAUUGGCUGCCGGUGGAUAAAUCCGCGCGCGUCAUGGUCGACCUGUUGAAUAUCGACCGCCGCGAUGAUGCGACCGAGGCGUACCCAGUCUAUCACGUCGACAACCCUGUUGGCCAGCCGUGGAAGGAAAUGUCGAUGGUUCUGGCGGCUGCGCUGGAUAUUCCUCCCCAGGGCAUCGUUCCCUUCGAAGAGUGGACUCGACGGGUUCGCCAAUCGUCUCUCUCCCCGGCUGAGAACCCGGCUGCUCUUGCCCUCGGCUUCCUCGAGGGGCACUUUGAGCGCAUGGCUUGUGGUGGCAUUGUUUUGGACACACAACGAUCAAGCGAGCAUUCCCAAACCAUGGCGGCGGAGGGGCCGGUGAGUGCGGAGGUGGUGCGGUCCUAUGUGUCGUCUUGGAAGGCGAUGGGGUUUCUUCAUUAAUCACUCAUUUGGUUCUUUCAUGAAUUGUGCUGUUCUCAUUUGAUUAAUGUUGUAUUAGCAUAGAACGUGUUUAUAGAGAAUACCACGGGGCUUCAGUCGGCUGGCUGACCUUCACCUGACGUGC